CAAGCGCCCCUUUCUUGAGAGGUAAAAAUUGCCUUCCCAGCUUGCUUCGUUUUGUUUGUUUGUUUGGGUUUCGAUGUUGCGUUGACGCGCGAAGCAGACAGCAGAUUUCAUCACGAUCGCACGCAAGCAAGGCUCAAGAUCACAGUGGACCCGGCAUCAUCAUUGCAUCGCAGCGGGUUGCUUGAGCCGUGUGUGGGUUGCUUUGUUGCUUCAGCGGACCGAUCCCCAUUUCCCUCCGCACCUCACCCACCCAAGAAGACUCUCUCACGUCCAAGCGCACACGCACAUACACACACACACACGACAGCCUUCCACACGACUCGCCACCAUGUCGUCCUCCACUACCAAGUCCAGCGCUCACAUCCUCUGGUUUGAGGAGAUCAGCAUCGAAGAUGUGCCCGUCGUUGGCGGCAAGAACGCCUCGCUCGGCGAAAUGUACCAAGCGUUGACACCAAAGGGCAUCAACAUCCCUAACGGGUAUGCCAUCACGGCCAGCGCAUACUUUUACUUCCUGGACAAGGCGGGCAUUCGCAACGAGAUUCGCACCAUCAUGCAAGGCCUCGAUGUCACCGACACCCGCAACCUUGAGGAGCGUGGCGCCAAGGUGCGCAAGCUGAUCCUGUCCAAGGACCUCCCUGCUGACCUGGAGGCGAAGAUCACAGCCGCCUACGACAAGCUGAGCGAGCACGUGGGCGUCCCCAACACGGACGUAGCCGUGCGCUCGUCUGCAACAGCCGAGGACCUGCCCAACGCCAGCUUUGCAGGGCAGCAGGAGACGUUUCUGAACGUGCGCGGCCACAAGGCGCUGCUGGAAUCCUGCAAGGCGUGCAUCGCCUCUCUCUUCACGAACCGCGCCAUCGCCUACCGCGAAAACAACGGGUUUGACCACUUUGAGGUUGGCCUGUCCGUGUGCGUGCAGAAGAUGGUGCGCUCUGAUCUUGCGUCAAGCGGUGUCAUCUUCUCCAUCGACACAGAGUCGGGCUUUGACAAGACGGUCUUCGUCACCGGCGCAUGGGGCCUGGGCGAAAACAUCGUUCAGGGCCACGUCAACCCAGACGAGUUCUACGUGUUCAAGCCCAUGCUGGAUGAGCCAGGGUGCCGCCCCAUCAUCAGCCGUAAGCUCGGCGCAAAGCAGUUCCGCAUGAUCUACGCCACAGACUCGAGCAAGCUCUCCGUCAAGAACAUUCGCACGCAGCAGCAGGACCGCCUGCGCUUCUGCAUCUCCGAUGACGAAGUCAUCCAGCUCGCCAAGUGGGCCACAGAGGAGAUGUACGCGUGUGCAGAUGUGGUGGCGACGGCACAGAGUGUGCACAUCUACAUUGUGUGCGCGCAGGCGCGUGUCAUCAACGACAUAUGCCCGCCCCAGUCUGCGCGCAUCUCAAGAAGAACACAAACCAUAUUGUCCACACGCGCGGCGCGAACGUGCCAUGCUGCCAUCAUCUCCCGCGAGCUUGGCGUGCCCUGUGUCGUCGGCUGUCAAACCGCCACGGAGCAGGUUCCAAACGGCGAAAUGGUCACAGUCGACUGCUCAGGCGGUGAGACGGGUCACGUGGUCCGCGGAGAGCGAAAGUUUGUGGUGCACGAAACGGACAUCACAACGAUUCCCAAGACCAAGACCAAGACGAUGCUCAUUCUUGGCAACCCAGACCUUGCGUUCGACCUCAGCUUCACCCCAGCACAGGGCGUGGGCCUCGUUCGCAUGGAGUUCAUGAUCAUGAACCACAUCAAGGUGCACCCGCUCGCCCUCCUCGACAUGGAUGUGCUCACGCCAGAAGAGCGCGUUGAGGUAAAGCAGCUGAUCCAGGGGUACGACGACCCGAGCGAGUUCUUUGUGUCGCAUUUGGCCGAGGGCAUUGCCUCCAUCGCCGCCGCAUUCCACCCGCAUGACGUCAUCCUCAGAUUCUCAGACUUCAAGGUCUCCGCACCAAUCUCAACGCUCUUGGUCCUGGUGAGCACGCGCACACGCCAGGAAGAGCCGCACACGCUUGUAUUCCGGUGGCUCAAACACAUGGCCGAAGGACUCCUGUCCGCCUUCCUUGGGGGCGUAAGUGAACCAGGGGCCAUCACGGUGCUUGGUCGCCGCUAUGAUGCGACACAGGAGUCGGACGACCUCAAGGCCCACAUUCGCCGGCUGGUCUGGCUCACAUACCGCAAAGGCUACGAUCCCAUCCAUGGUGAUGCGCAGUUGACGAGUGAUACGGGGUGGGGGUGCACGUACAGGUCUGGCCAGAUGCUGCUGGCGCAGGCGCUCAUGAGCAACGCAGAGCCGUCUGCCCGCAUGCAGCGGCUGGAGGGCGUGCGCCCGUCCACGUGGCAGCACGAGGAAACAAAACGGGCGGUGCUGUCCAUGUUCCAGGACUCGCACGACCCGGCCGCCUUCUUCUCCAUCCAGCACAUGGCCGAGACCUCGUUUGUUGUCCGCAAGAAACCGGGGCAGUGGCUCUCCCCAAGCGAAGUCGCACUCAUCAUCAGGCGCCUCAACCCACCGGAAACAGGAAUGCGCGUCCGCAUCGUCAACGACACGCUCCUCUCAACGCGACGCAUCCUGGCUGGAGAGCCGUGGAUGCCGACGCUGCUGAUGAUUCCUCUUCGCGCAGGUCUCGACACGCUCCAGCCAGAAUCAGUGCCCGCUUUCGUGGCGUUCUUUGACUGGCCGUGGUGCGUUGGUGCCAUUGGCGGCAAGCCCGGCUCUGCAUACUACUACGUGGGCAUUGACCAUGACAGACGGCGCGUGCUGUAUUUGGAUCCGCACACAACGCGAUCACGCCUCGACCUCUCCAACCAGGCCGCUGAAAAGACUUGCGUUCCGGACAAACUCAAGUCCAUGGACAUGUCGAAAUCCUGCUCCUCCAUCUGCGUGGGUUUGUUUCUUCCAGAGCUCCGCGACCUGACAGAACUCGUGCAACGCUACAAGAGGGAACAAUUGUCCGGCAUGUGGAGCACCCCACUCUUCCACGUAGUCAACGACGCCGGCCUGUCGAUAUCAGAAGAGCCCCACAUGGAUGGGUCUGUGGUUGAGACGACAUUCAGCGCAUCGACAGACAUGCGUGCGCGCGGGCCGCCAAGUGUGCCGCGACCACGCAGGCGGCACGUGGGUACAGCACAACCCGGCCCCUCCACGGCGUCGCCGGCGUCUUCUUCAUCAUCGUCGGCAUCGUCAUCUUCCGCACAUGCACGGCCCAAUCUCGCCCGCCGGUUCACCGUUGCCGCUGGCCCCCUCUCCAGACGCAUGCCCAUGGCGGAUGCCGAACUGCACUUUGCAUCGCACCAACAGCAAGCACCGUCGCCACGUGCACCGCUUCGUGCAAACCACACGCGGCAGCCGCAGCCCACCACAGCAACACCAGCGUCGACCACGGCAACAGCGCCAGCAGCACCCACACACCCGGCGCCGCCAGCAGCACCGCCGUAUCUGGCACAACAGCAAGAAUUUACCGAGGAGGAAGAUGAUGAGGACGGCUUUGUCGUAAUUGACUAUGCACCGCCAGAGUCGUGA
Messenger RNA from Salpingoeca rosetta, 3496 nucleotides. Its product is annotated as pyruvate water dikinase. Gene Ontology annotation, molecular function: pyruvate, water dikinase activity; protein-phosphatidylethanolamide deconjugating activity; ATP binding. The record is from RefSeq and is a predicted model, not a curated record. The transcript is spliced from 24 exons. Gene Ontology annotation, biological process: phosphorylation; pyruvate metabolic process. Lineage: Eukaryota; Choanoflagellata; Craspedida; Salpingoecidae. Bases 329 to 3496 code for a protein of 1055 amino acids.